AUGGCUUGGGCUCUGAAAUUACCUCUGGCCGAUGAGGUGAUUGAGUCUGGUCUGGUCCAGGACUUUGAUGCCAGUCUGUCAGGGAUCGGGCAAGAGCUUGGAGCUGGUGCUUACAGCAUGAGUGAUGUGCUGGCUCUCCCCAUCUUCAAGCAGGAGGAGUCUAACUUACCGCCAGAAAGCGAUAAUAAGAUCCUUCCUUUCCAGUAUGUACUGUGUGCUGCCACUUCUCCUGCUGUCAAACUACACGACGAGACCCUCACCUACCUCAAUCAAGGACAGUCUUAUGAAAUUCGAAUGCUGGACAAUCGGAAAAUGGGAGAGCUUCCUGAGAUCAAUGGGAAAAUGGUGAAGAGCAUCAUCCGCGUUGUGUUUCAUGACCGCCGCCUUCAGUACACUGAACACCAGCAGCUGGAGGGCUGGCGCUGGAACAGGCCUGGAGACAGAAUCCUUGAUUUAGAUAUUCCGAUGUCGGUAGGGGUGGUCGAUCCCAGGGCAAACCCUACACAACUCAACACUGUGGAGUUCCUCUGGGACCCAAAAAGGACCUCUGUGUUUAUUCAGGUACAUUGUAUAAGCACAGAGUUCACCAUGCGUAAACAUGGAGGAGAGAAGGGAGUGCCGUUCCGUAUUCAAAUCGACACUUUCAAGGAGAACGAGGCCGGGGAGUACACCGAACAUCUGCACUCCGCCAGCUGCCAAAUCAAAGUUUUUAAGCCUAAAGGUGCAGACAGAAAGCAGAAAACAGACCGUGAAAAAAUGGAGAAACGAGCACCGCAGGAAAAGGAGAAAUACCAGCCUUCAUACGAAACCACCAUUCUCACUGAGUGCUCUCCAUGGCCCGAGGCUACAUAUGUAAACAACUCUCCAUCUCCUGGAUUUAACAGUACCCACAACAGCUUUCCUGUAACCGAAGGAAAUGGUUCACCCAAUCACCAGCCGGAGCCUGUCGCACAGCUAGCAGACGUGAGUUUGUCGUGCCAUCUACUUAGAAGAGAAAGUGAAACCAAUCAGAAUCUGUUGCCCACGGCAACGCCACAAGAAGCACAGCAGUGGCUCCAUAGAAACCGUUUUUCACCAUUCUGCCGUCUCUUCACAAACUUCUCGGGGGCUGAUCUGCUAAAACUGACCCGAGAGGACGUCAUCCAGAUCUGUGGACCUGAUGGCAUUCGGCUAUUUAAUGCACUUAAAGGACGGGUUGUCCGUCCAAGGCUCACAAUCUAUGUUUGCCAGGAAUCCCAACAGGCUCGUGAACAGCACCAGAAACAUGAGAAUGGAGACGGGACUAGCACACUUUUUUUGGUGUAUCAUGCCAUCUAUCUGGAGGAUUUAACUGCUGUGGAACUGACGGAAAAGUUGGCUCAGCUCUUCAGCAUCUCUCCACGCCAGAUCAGUCAGAUCUUCAAGCAGGGACCCACUGGUAUCCAUGUGUUAGUCAGUGAUGAGAUGAUUCAGAACUUUCAAGAUGAGGUGUGUUUUGUCCUGGACACAAUGAAAGCUGAAACAAACGAUGGCUAUCACAUCAUUUUGAAGUGAAUGCAUUGGAUGCAGGGGAGUGAACAGCCCCUAAUGUUUUUCUUAAGAUUCAACCCACAGCCCCCUUCCUUGCGCACUUCCUGGACCUUAACCGAAGAUCGCUUUGCUCGGAAUAGUAAUGGAGACGAUCAUGGGAAAGGAAAAGACCCAUUUUUAAAUCGUUACCUGUCCUGUUGUUCAUGGAGUGUGUGCUGCCUUUCCUUCAUCCCCUUCUCAUUUACACUUGCAAACAAAAUCAAAGAAUUUAUUUUUUACUAACUGUCAUUGCAUCAGUUUGCAUUGUUGCUUUUUUUUAAGGCAAAGUAAUUAGAUUUUGUCUCAUAUUUGAUGUACAAACACCUCAUCGGCUCAAAUACUGAGAAUUGGCUGGCAGUAUUAUUUGGUGUUGUCUGCCUGGAUGUCAUCCCAUGAGUAUUUUAGCCCCAUGUGAAGUGCAGUCCACAUGCCUCAAUGAAUACACUCAUUAUAAACAACACUUUAAAAGGUGCGAGGUUAUAAUGUCAGAGACUGGGAUCCAUUGUAGGCACAAGAGAUUUCCAGGAUGCUGAACAUUGUUGUCAGUUCUCUUACCUGUGGAAAUAUAUAUCCAAGCCCAUUCUUACAUCGUCAUCCUUAUUGCAAAUAUACUGUUUAGCAAAUGAUCUUAAUGUGAUCGCAGUUGAUAGAGUGAAUGAAUUUUGCGUCAAGUUGAGGUUUUUGUUUCAUGGCAUCGCUAAUGUUUCUCGUGUUUAUUUCCUAAGUCUUGUGCGGGCGACUGAUGACAUGAUGUUAGGUUUUGUAGCUUUGGUCCUGAUUAUUCUUCAUUUGUUGCCGCAAAUGCACGUUAUUUUUUUAGACAGGAGAUGAACGGCAGCAGUGGGCAUUAUAUAUGUGCAUCUUUUUUUGAUGUUAUUUUUUUACAUUGUGCUUAACACACCUUUCUUUUUUUCAAAAUUGUUGCAUAUACUAGAGUUAGUUUUUACAGCAGUCAGAAUCGCCAGAGCGUUAUUUUACGGUAUAAAAGAGAGAUCAUGUUUUACUUUUUGUUUCGUUUUUGGAUAUGACCACUGAUGUACUAAUCUUUCAGGUGGGAUAAAGGGGAGAAACGUUGCACUGCAUGAGAAAAGGUAGCCGUGGUUAGUGCUAGACGCAAACCAGACCAAGAUGGUAAAGACGUGAGGUAUUGUCUGUUGUGACCCUUUACUGUGUCAUUUCAAUGAUUAAAAUGACUUACCUUGAAACA
This is a messenger RNA of Danio aesculapii, 2755 nucleotides long. RefSeq names its product transcription factor CP2-like. NCBI's taxonomy places the organism in Eukaryota, Metazoa, Chordata, Actinopteri, Cypriniformes, Danionidae. Gene Ontology annotation, molecular function: RNA polymerase II cis-regulatory region sequence-specific DNA binding; DNA-binding transcription activator activity, RNA polymerase II-specific. The record is from RefSeq and is a predicted model, not a curated record. Gene Ontology annotation, cellular component: nucleus. Gene Ontology annotation, biological process: regulation of transcription by RNA polymerase II.